Messenger RNA from Toxorhynchites rutilus septentrionalis, 1200 nucleotides. RefSeq names its product zinc finger protein 333 (gene Prdm13). The transcript is spliced from 2 exons. NCBI's taxonomy places the organism in Eukaryota, Metazoa, Arthropoda, Insecta, Diptera, Culicidae. The record is from RefSeq and is a predicted model, not a curated record. Gene Ontology annotation, cellular component: nucleus. Bases 1 to 1200 code for a protein of 399 amino acids.
AUGUAUCCGGCUACACCUUCGCCACCGAUGCUACUUUCUAGGAAUAGUUUGGGACCUCAGUUGGUACCCUUUGUCCCGAAGUGUAACUUAGAACUUGGUUUGAGCUUUUCCCAGCAAGAUGAAAGUAUAAUAAGUGUUUGUGCCUUGGGGUAUCUCCCCGUUGAUUCCGUUUCGAAGGCGUAUCCUGUGGAAGAAAUAUGCCAGAAAACCGCAGUGCCUGCUGGACGAAGAGUCACUAUUCGGAAGUCUAGCUCGACUGGUUUAUUGACUCCAAACGAAGCGGACAGUGUUAUGAAGAGUUGCAACUGGAUUCGAUCCAUUAAGUUAGCGAGUGAUGUGAGAAGCUAUAAUGCCGUGUUGGAACUGACCUCAAACCAAUUAAUCAGGCUUCGAUUGAUCAAGGACGUGAGUGCAUCAGAGGAGUUGAGAUUGUGGUUCUCCGAAGAUAUCGCUGCACAUAUGCAGAUUCCCUUUCUAACGCCGGCUAAUAUUCAACGUCAAAAUUGCUACGUGUGUCAUCUGUGUCGCAAAUCCUACGAGUAUCCGAAUCCCCUCAAGAUUCAUAUUGCCACUGAUUGUGGCCAACAGUCAACGGGUAUCCUUUGGCAGCGGCUUCUACACAGCAUCUCACGCUUCAACUUUAAUCCCAAUUGCGAGUUUCAGCCCUGGAGAACAUCCGCCUUCCGUCCGGUACUAAGCUCUCAUACCACUGUCGUUGAUCUCUCGCCACCACAUCGACCGCCUCCACCGGGCAAUCUGUCUCCUCUCCAAGAACAAUCCCACCCUCAACAGCAUCGCCAUCUUCAUCACACCGCUCUCGUAGACGAAACGACUAUGGUUACGGCGGCACAUCUGGAAACCAUCGUCAGCAACAUGGGCUCCUCGAAGCAGGGCCACAUUUGCAUCUACUGUGGAAAACUGUACUCCCGGAAGUAUGGACUGAAGAUACACAUCCGAACCCACACGGGAUUCAAGCCUCUUAAAUGCCAGUACUGCCUUCGGCCUUUCGGCGAUCCGAGUAAUCUGAACAAACAUAUCCGACUUCACCGGCAGCACGAUAGUUCACUCUACGAGUGUAACUUGUGUGGAAAAAAGCUAGCCCGACGAAGAGAUCUUCAGAGGCACCUGCAGUCGAGACACAACAGCAAUCAGGUGAUCGAAAGUUCGACGUCGUCCGAAGAGGAGGGAGAUGUAGCGUGA